AAAACAGAGUUUUAGAAACGUUCAUGGAGUUCACUUUGUGAUGAAGAUGUAUCUCACCACGUUCUUCGUCCUUUUGGUGACGGCACUGACUGUAAACAGCGAGAUUCACUCCCUCACGUACAUCUACACCGGCUUCUCCAAACCUGUUGGAAUUCCAGGCAUCCAUCAGUUCACGGCGAUGGGUCAGCUGGACGGCAGGAUGAUCGACUACUAUGACAGUGAUAUCCAGAGAAAAGUUCCCAAGCAGGACUGGAUGAAAGAGCAACUUCCUGCAGACUACUGGGAGAAAGGCACACAGUCCCGCCAAAGCAAGCAGCAGUGGUUCAAUGACAGCAUCGACAUCCUGAAGGAUCGAAUGAAUCAGACCAACGAUGAUCUCCAUGUUCUUCAGUGGAUGGUCGGCUGUGAGGGUGAAACAUGGCCUGAUGGUACAUUAAAGUUUGUCCGUGGCGUGGACAUGUACAACUACGACGGACAAGACUUCCUGUCCUUUGAUGACGCCAACUCGGUCUGGGUUGCUGCCACUGAUAUAGCAGUCCCAACAAAGAGAAAGUGGGAUGAUGACCAGCGCCUAAAAGAAAUGACCAAAGGCUACCUGGAGAUAGAGUGUAUAGAUUGGUUGGACAGGUUCAUAGUAUACAGGAAAAAACUGCUGAUAGUUGCCUCUCCACCAGAUGUGCAUGUGUUUGCUAAGAACAAAGGGUCAAACCUCAUGUUGACCUGCGUGGCCACAGGUUUCUACCCAAAAGACAUCAUCCUUAACAUCAGAAGGAACGGCCGCACUGUGACUAAAGAGGAAGGGUUGAUCUCCUCAGGCGUUCGACCAAAUGGAGACGAAACCUUCCAGAGAAGAGACAGUGUGGAGAUUUUAAAGAGUGACAAUGCUUCAUUCACAUGUGAAGUCCUUCACAAGGCAUCCAAUAUGUCUGUUGACAAGCCUUGGGGUAAGAAACUUUCUUAUUUCAGAAACAAUGGAGGCAUUAAUGUUGGGGAGAUUGUAGUCCAGCUCGUUGUCAUACUCGUACUCGUGGCUGUAGCUGUAGUGCAGGUGGUUUUGAAGAAAAGAGGGAUAUUUGCAUAUUUAAAGAUGCAGCAGAGGAGUGAACAGGUGGGUGUAGGGGUUGGGGGAGGUACGGAGACAUCGAUGAGGACAGAUUAA
Scomber japonicus (chub mackerel) is the source of this 1159-nucleotide messenger RNA. Its product is annotated as H-2 class I histocompatibility antigen, Q10 alpha chain-like. Gene Ontology annotation, cellular component: external side of plasma membrane. The transcript is spliced from 6 exons. The coding region runs from base 41 to 1159 and encodes 372 amino acids. NCBI's taxonomy places the organism in Eukaryota, Metazoa, Chordata, Actinopteri, Scombriformes, Scombridae. The record is from RefSeq and is a predicted model, not a curated record. Gene Ontology annotation, biological process: immune response.